GCCGGGCUGGCCGGAGCGCGUCGGGAGCUGGCGCCGAGGCCCCAGCCGCGGGACCCGAGCUAAGGCCGCUCCGAGGCCGCUGGGCCCCGCCGGGCCACCGCAGCCGCCGCCAUGGGCAUCAAAUUUUUAGAAGUUAUCAAACCCUUCUGUGCCGUUCUACCAGAAAUUCAGAAACCUGAAAGGAAAAUCCAGUUUAGAGAGAAGGUUCUGUGGACUGCUAUAACUCUCUUCAUCUUCUUGGUGUGUUGCCAGAUACCCCUGUUUGGAAUCAUGUCGUCAGAUUCUGCAGAUCCUUUCUACUGGAUGAGAGUUAUUCUCGCAUCCAACAGAGGAACUUUAAUGGAAUUGGGUAUCUCCCCAAUUGUAACAUCUGGUUUGAUUAUGCAGUUGUUAGCUGGAGCCAAAAUCAUUGAAGUUGGAGAUACACCCAAAGAUAGAGCCCUAUUCAACGGAGCCCAGAAACUGUUUGGCAUGAUCAUCACCAUCGGCCAGGCCAUCGUGUACGUCAUGACGGGCAUGUACGGGGACCCUGCCGAGAUGGGCGCCGGCAUCUGCCUCCUGAUCAUCAUUCAGUUGUUUGUUGCUGGUUUGAUUGUGCUGCUGUUAGAUGAGCUGCUACAGAAGGGUUACGGCUUGGGGUCUGGUAUUUCCCUCUUUAUUGCCACCAACAUCUGUGAGACCAUUGUCUGGAAGGCCUUUAGUCCCACCACCAUUAACACUGGCCGAGGUACGGAGUUUGAGGGGGCCGUCAUUGCCCUCUUUCAUCUCCUGGCCACCAGGACAGACAAAGUUCGAGCUUUACGGGAGGCUUUCUACCGUCAGAAUUUGCCCAAUCUCAUGAACCUCAUUGCUACGGUUUUUGUGUUUGCUGUCGUUAUCUACUUUCAGGGCUUCCGUGUGGACCUGCCCAUCAAGUCGGCGCGGUACCGAGGGCAGUACAGCAGCUACCCCAUCAAGCUCUUCUACACGUCCAACAUCCCCAUCAUCCUGCAGUCGGCCCUCGUGUCCAACCUGUAUGUCAUCUCCCAGAUGCUGUCCGUUCGAUUUAGUGGCAAUUUUUUAGUCAAUUUGCUGGGACAGUGGGCUGAUGUCAGCGGGGGAGGUCCUGCUCGGUCUUACCCAGUGGGGGGGCUUUGUUACUACCUGUCCCCCCCGGAGUCCAUGGGCGCCAUAUUCGAGGACCCUGUCCACGUGGUGGUUUAUAUCAUCUUCAUGCUGGGGUCCUGCGCCUUCUUUUCUAAGACCUGGAUAGAGGUGUCUGGUUCCUCCGCCAAAGAUGUGGCGAAGCAGCUUAAGGAACAGCAGAUGGUGAUGAGGGGCCACAGGGACACCUCCAUGGUUCACGAGCUCAACAGGUACAUCCCCACGGCUGCUGCGUUUGGGGGUUUGUGCAUCGGCGCCCUGUCGGUCUUAGCCGACUUCCUCGGGGCCAUCGGCUCUGGCACCGGAAUCCUGCUUGCAGUCACUAUUAUUUAUCAGUAUUUUGAGAUAUUUGUUAAGGAGCAGGCUGAAGUUGGCGGGAUGGGUGCUUUGUUUUUCUAAACGUUGCGAUAUUUCUUUGUGUGUGAAAGGGAAGGUAUUUUGUCGCAUUGUUUUUGUCAAGUAAUGCGGUCCCCCUCUUCUCCUGCCACAGUUCGUUUUCCAGGGCGAAGCGUCCCAUGUCUGAAAUGGGCACGGAGCUGAGCCCGUGUGCAGCAUGAGUACCAGCUGCCUUAAAACUCAAGUUUACAUUAGUCAGUCAGAAACAUCCACGCAGUGUUGCUUGUGAUGCUGGAAAGCGCUGUACCCGCCUCGCCGUGUUCAGCUGUGACGGCGAGACGGUGCCGGGGAUCAGUUCUGCACACUCAUCCCAGCACUCCCCCUCCCCAACCCGUCUGAAAAUAAACGCCCUUCCAGUUGCCACUUGCCCGUAGCCUGGAGCUUAUUUAAGGAGUUCUGGAACAUUUAUAUCGAAUCCGUACUUGAGAUAUAAUCACUGUUCGUACUCUUUAAACUCACAGUGUCCCCGUUCCCACGUCCCCCCUUUUAUUGGUUCCUCCUCAAAUCCAGCUUUUAGUGUCACCAGUGUCACAUCUGUUCCCAGAAGCAAGCGCUUGUAUGAACAGUUUCCCAUCCCCCUUCCUUCCCAGUGACAGCAGGUAGUGCUGUUGGACUGUAUCGGCUGUGCCUUCCAACGCCAACAAGUCGCUUGAGUCUCUUUCAAGACACCAUGCCCCCAUUUUUUUUUUUUAAAUCCCUAAAGCAAAGAUCUAAUGCUCCAGCAGUGUCUGUAGUUGAGUGGGGAGAAAGUGAGUAACUCAUGCUAGGAGUUUGUGUAAGUUGUUGUACUUGACAGCAGCAACAUGAGUGUAAACAGUAGACAAUAAAGUUUUAUUUAAUAAAACUGUCCGUUGUGUUAGAAAAAUACAAUUUGAUAUUAAAUGAUGUCUAAGAUUAUCUGUAAA
Messenger RNA from Phacochoerus africanus (Common warthog), 2444 nucleotides. It is a transcript of the gene SEC61A2, whose product is annotated as SEC61 translocon subunit alpha 2. The transcript is spliced from 12 exons. Lineage: Eukaryota; Metazoa; Chordata; Mammalia; Artiodactyla; Suidae. Gene Ontology annotation, cellular component: Sec61 translocon complex; membrane. The record is from RefSeq and is a predicted model, not a curated record. Bases 112 to 1542 code for a protein of 476 amino acids. Gene Ontology annotation, molecular function: ribosome binding; transmembrane protein transporter activity; signal sequence receptor activity. Gene Ontology annotation, biological process: SRP-dependent cotranslational protein targeting to membrane, translocation; post-translational protein targeting to membrane, translocation.